Anguilla rostrata (American eel) is the source of this 2537-nucleotide messenger RNA. RefSeq names its product olfactory receptor 6N2-like. The record is from RefSeq and is a predicted model, not a curated record. NCBI's taxonomy places the organism in Eukaryota, Metazoa, Chordata, Actinopteri, Anguilliformes, Anguillidae. Gene Ontology annotation, biological process: G protein-coupled receptor signaling pathway. Bases 203 to 1198 code for a protein of 331 amino acids. The transcript has 2 exons. Gene Ontology annotation, molecular function: G protein-coupled receptor activity; olfactory receptor activity. Gene Ontology annotation, cellular component: membrane.
GUUUUGUUUCUUAAAAAGUUUUAAUUGGUAUUUAUGGUUACAAUUUGAUUAGUUCCCAGGACUCCCAUUAAAAAUGGAUUCUUUAAAAGAGGGCCUUUCAAAACAGACGCUGCUUUGAGGACUGGCAUCAGGAAGGUCUGUUAAAACGGGUAGCUUCACCAGACACUGUCAGAGAAAGUUCCAGGCCAGGUAUGCGAGCAAAAUGAGAGCAAAUGAAGUGAACAACACAACUGGACAAAUAGACCAUGCUCUUCAACAGCUGGACUACAACCAAACCUUCUCUGGAGAUUUUGUCAUUGUUGGGGGAGAACUGGGACUCAAUGACUUCUACACUGAGCUCUCUGUUCUCCUUCUGGUGGUCUACCUCGUAGUCAUCAUUGGAAACCUCACAGUUUUCUCCGUGGUGAUGCUGGAAACCAAACUGCAUACGCCCAUGUACUUUUUCCUCAGCAACCUGUCAAUCAUUGACAUCGUCAUCACAACCAGUGUUCUGCCCAAGAUGUUGAUGGUGUGCCUGUGGAAUGAUGUCGUCAUUUCGUUCUCUGGGUGUUUCUUGCAGCUCUACUUCUACUUGGCGUUUCAGUCUGUUGAGUGUUUUGUGCUGACCGCGAUGGCCUAUGACCGCUACGUGGCCAUUUGUAACCCUCUACGCUACAAUGAUAUCGUCACUCCCAGGACUUGUGUCAUACUUGCCAUCUCUGCUUGGAUUUGUGGAAUUCUGUUACCCCUUCCAAAUGUAGUCCCCGCCUCAAGAUUAUCUUACUGUUUCAACACAAUUAUGUUCUGGUUUUGUGAUUUCCCUCCUGUUAUUGCACUGUCCUGUGUGGACUCGACGUUUUUGCUGGUCCAGGCUCUAGGCAUUGCUUCCAUAGCGCUCGUUUUCCCAUUCUUUCUCAUUGUUUUUUCUUACUAUAGAAUUGUUGUGGCAAUCUGCAAAAUCAAAUCACUGGACGGCCGUAAGAAGGCCUUCUCCACCUGCUCUUCGCACCUCAUCAUCGUCAUUCUCUUCUUUUUCGCCCACCUGUGCGUCUAUAUCAGUGCCACGAUAAAGAAUGUCCAUCCGAAUGUUCUCAUCUUGAUCUCCAUCUUCAACUGCUUCCUGACUCCUUUUGCGAACCCCAUCAUUUACAGCUUCAGAAAUAAGGACUUGAAGACCGCUAUUCGAAAACACUUCCACCUCUGCGAGGUUCUUUCCUGACAUUCAAGCGUUCCUUUUUUAUGUUCCCUGUUCAAUUUUCCCCAUCGUUUCCAAGUUAUUUUGUUGACUUUUCCCUUAAUUGAUUUGGGCUGUGUCACACGGAUGCUAUGGUUUUCAAUAAUGCUUUACUGAGCGUUGGCGCACUAUGAAAAAUAUUUUCACUGACACCCUGUGCACAUCUGCCCCUAGACUCUUAGUUUUAACUGGCACCUUUUAGUUUUUAUUUUUAUUUUAUUUUAUUAAUAAUCAUUACACGUACAUUAUAUGUAUUAGUUCGUUCCUUAUUAAUUGAGCUGUCAAAUUGUGUCUUAUUGCUUGAAAUUUUAUGAUCAGAUUGAACAUGUAUUUCUUUGUCCAGUAUUUUAUUUUUUAUAUAAAAUGUUAAUAUUCAUGCAAAGAUAUUUGGCUUGUUGUAUACUUGCUUUCAGAUUACAGGUGGUAAUAUAAUGUCAUUACAGCUCGUUGUAAAAACAUUUUGACAGACGAAAAUGGCUCAGAGAAACAACAACAAUAGGCUGCUUUAAGGCUUAAACAACUUAUUCUUUAAGCAGAGUGUUUCCAUAAUUUGUGCCAGUAUUGUACCUAUCUUCAAGUUUGUGUUCAUUUUUACCACCAAGUGUUUCCACAAGUAGUAGUAGUAGUAGCAGCAGCAGCAGCAGUAGUAGCAGUAAUAAUAGUAGCAGUAGUAGUAAUAGUAGUAGUAGUAGUAGCCGUAGUAGUAGUAAUAGUAGCAGCAGCAGCAGUAGUAGUAGUAGCAGUAACAGCAGUAGUAGCAGUAGUAGCAGUAAUAAUAGUAGCAGUAGUAGUAAUAGUAGUAGUAGCCGUAGUAGUAGUAAUAGUAGCAGCAGCAGUAGUAGUAGUAGUAACAGCAGUAGUAGCAGUACUAGCAGUAUUAGUAGUAGUGAAGGGAAUAUGUAAUGCCAGAGAGUGCAUCCUCUUUGUGCCUGCUGUCUCAUAUUCAACUAUUUCCAAAAGUCUGGCCAAAGGCGAAAAUACAAAAGAGUGAGUGAUAGUCAACCCAGCUUUUCUGGGUCAGGUAUAAACUGUGGGUUGUAAAGAGAUGUGUGAAUUUAGCCUCUGUGUAACUUGGUUUGGCUCAUACCCUGCAAAGGACAACGAUAAGAUUUUGUUUGAAAGUCUGAAUGGGGGUAUUUCCUGGUUACUUUUUCUUUCCUUUAGCUUGCUCCAUUCCAGUGUGAUGCAAUAAAGAUAUCUGGCCUAUUUGCUGUCAUUAGUGUCGUAUGUUUGAUGCAUUCAACAGCAGACAUGGUGGCCACACCUUGUACCAUGGUGGCACUGCAGCAACAGCGGUGGCUGUUUCCAAGAAUGUUUCUGUCAA